This is a messenger RNA of Pogona vitticeps (central bearded dragon), 1314 nucleotides long. RefSeq names its product YJU2 splicing factor homolog B (gene YJU2B). NCBI's taxonomy places the organism in Eukaryota, Metazoa, Chordata, Lepidosauria, Squamata, Agamidae. Gene Ontology annotation, biological process: mRNA splicing, via spliceosome. Gene Ontology annotation, cellular component: U2-type spliceosomal complex; post-mRNA release spliceosomal complex. The record is from RefSeq and is a predicted model, not a curated record.
CCGCAACAGCCACCCACUGCGAGAAAGAGCUCGGAAGCUCUCCCAGGGCAUACUCAUCAUCAGGUUUGAAAUGCCCUAUAACAUCUGGUGUGAUGGCUGUCAGAACCACAUUGGCAUGGGAGUUCGUUACAAUGCAGAAAAGAAGAAAGUCGGCAAUUACUACACAACACCUAUCUACAGAUUCCGAAUGAAGUGUCACCUUUGCCCCAACCACAUUGAGAUGCAGACAGACCCUGCCAACUGUGACUAUGUCAUUGUGAGCGGUGCACGGCGGAAGGAAGAGCGCUGGGAUAUGGAAGCCAAUGAGCAAAUAAUGACCACAGCUCAUGAAGAGAAGCAGAAGCUGGAAACAGAUGCCAUGUAUCGGCUGGAGCAUGGCUCAAAUGAUCAGAGCAAACUUCAGCGAGUUCUCCCUACCUUGCAAAAUAUCCAAGAGGCCCAGAGUGCCUGGAAGGAUGACUUUGCCCUUAACAGCCUUCUUCGUCGCAAAUUCAGGGAGGAAAAGAAAGUCCUGCAAGAGGAAGAGAAGAAAGAUCUUGCCUUGCAGACAAAAGCAUGCCUGAGCAUCCCGCUCGUACGAGAGUCUGAUGAAGACCAGCAUCUGGCAGCCCUACUCAAAUAUCAGAGUCUUGGUUCCUAUGAAGACAAACAGAAGCAAAAACGCAGUGAAAUCAUUGACCGCCCAUGGUUCUCACCCACCCAGGCCGCAAACCCCAAAGCCAACGACAGUCUUAAAAAGCUGGCCUUCACUGGGAAAUCCUCCGCUAGCAGGUCGCCGGCAGCUAUGAGCCACCUGGGGGUUGUGCGUCGGAAAUCCAAGGACAAGGAAAGGGCACCUGCUGAGGAGGAGAGUGAACGGCCAAGUCCCCCAGGCGAAGCUGACAGACAGCAUCAGGAGAGGGCUUUAAAUGGAGCAUCGUGUGACUCUCCGUUGGUGACUGAGGUGGACUCUCAGAAGGCGGAAGGAAGCCCCCCAUCCAGUUUGGCUGCCUCUCUGGUUGCAGAUUAUUCAGACUCUGCUUCUGAUCCUGAAGCCGAACUAUGAGCAAGAUUUUGUGCCUCUGGGUAGGGGCAUGGUUGGAGUGACUGUGCAAACAAAGAAGAGACUGGCCUGUACUCAGUUAAUGCUCCAACCUCUCUGUAUGAGAGAGGGAGAAGGGUUGGAGGAGGGGAAAGGGAAGGAAUGAACGUGAAUGUGUGUUUCACUUGGGAGUUUUGCUAUCUUCUCUUGGACUAUAUGUUGCUCUGUUGCCAAGUAUUUAAAUACAACUUCUUCCUUGUUUUGUCCACUGAAUAAACAUACUGUAUCCCAGA